This is a messenger RNA of Peromyscus californicus insignis, 8458 nucleotides long. RefSeq names its product transmembrane O-mannosyltransferase targeting cadherins 1 (gene Tmtc1). The record is from RefSeq and is a predicted model, not a curated record. Gene Ontology annotation, molecular function: mannosyltransferase activity; protein binding. Gene Ontology annotation, biological process: RNA processing; protein O-linked glycosylation via mannose. NCBI's taxonomy places the organism in Eukaryota, Metazoa, Chordata, Mammalia, Rodentia, Cricetidae.
CGUGCCGGCGGCGCGAUGCUGGUGACCCGCGGGGACCGCGGCGGCGGGGAGCGCGCGCCCUCGCGGCGCCCGCGCUGCGGGCUGAUUCCGGCCGGGGCCGCUGCGCUGCUGGCCGGGGCCAGCUGCUUGUGCUACGGCCGCUCACUGCGGGGCGAGUUUGUGCACGACGACGUGUGGGCGAUCGUGAACAACCCCGACGUGCGGCCCGGGACCCCGCUGCGCUGGGCCGUUUUCGCCAACGACUUCUGGGGCAAAGGCCUGGCGGACAGCACCAGCCACAAGUCCUAUCGGCCGCUGUGCGUGCUGUCCUUCAGGCUAAACAUAUUUCUGACUGGCAUGGACCCUUUCUACUUUCAUGUGGUGAAUGUCAUUCUACACUGCCUGGUGACCCUCGUGCUGAUGUAUACCUGUGAUAAAACAGUCUUCAAGAAUCGUGGACUGGCUUUUGUCACAGCCCUGCUGUUUGCAGUGCACCCGGUCCACACUGAGGCGGUGGCUGGCAUCGUGGGCAGAGCUGAUGUGUUAGCAUGUCUCCUGUUCCUGCUUGCCUUUCUUUCCUACCACAGGAGUCUGGAUCAGGACUGUGCAGGGCAGUGCUUCCCCGCCACGGCUUCUCCCUUCUUCCUGCUGCUCAGCUUGUUUCUGGGGACCUGUGCCAUGCUGGUGAAGGAGACGGGCGUCACUGUGUUUGGAGUGUGUUUGGUGUAUGACCUCUUCUCCCCCUCCCACCAGCAGGACAAGUCGAGCAAUGGGGUGAUCUGUCAGCACAGCUCACAGCAGCCAGGGAACCCCCAACCCUCCUCUCAGCAUGCCCACCCCCACCGUGAGAGCAGAAAGCAGCGCUUCUCACACAAAGAUUCUUGGGGAGGCUGCCAUUCACCACUGCCACCGGAGCCCAAGAGCAGCGGGUUCCCUGUGUCCCCAGGAGCAGUGUGGUCCCUGGUGAGGUGUCUGACAGGAAGCAGCAACGGGAAUUUCCUGCUUACCCUGAGACCGUUUUUAAAACGGGCCAUUUUGGUCGUCAGUUAUGUGACUGUCAUUUUGUAUUUCCGCCUGUGGAUAAUGGGAGGAACUAUGCCCCUCUUCUCAGAGCAGGACAACCCAGCUUCGUUUUCACCUUACAUCCUUACAAGGUUCCUUACCUAUGCCUACCUCCUGGCCUUCAAUGUAUGGCUUCUGCUGGCACCCAUCACCCUGUGCUACGACUGGCAAGUGGGAAGUAUUCCUCUGGUGGAGACCAUAUGGGAUGUGAGGAACCUUGCUACUAUCCUUCUGGCAGUGGUGAUGGCCUUACUGAGCCUACACUGCAUGGCAGCCUUCAAGAGGCUGGAGCACAAGGAAGUGUUGGCCGGCUUGCUGUUCCUCGUGUUCCCGUUCAUUCCAGCCAGCAACCUCUUCUUCAGGGUGGGCUUUGUGGUGGCCGAGAGAGUCCUGUACAUGCCUAGCAUGGGCUACUGCAUUCUCUUCGUGCAUGGACUGAACAAGCUCUGCGCUGGGCUGAGCCGGUGUGGAGCCACCUCCCUGAUGGCGUCUACUGUGUUGUUGCUACUGCUUUUUUCCUGGAAAACUGUGAAGCAGAAUGAAAUUUGGUUGUCAAGAGAGUCCUUAUUCAGGUCUGGAGUUCAGACUCUGCCCCACAAUGCAAAGGUUCAUUACAACUAUGCCAAUUUCCUAAAAGACCAAGGUCGGAACAAGGAAGCCAUCUACCACUACAGAACCGCCCUCAAGCUGUACCCACGCCAUGCAAGUGCGCUGAACAACCUUGGGACACUGACAAAGGACAUGGCAGAAGCAAAGAUGUACUACCAGAGGGCACUGCAGCUCCAUCCACAGCACAACCGUGCACUCUUCAAUCUGGGGAAUCUCCUGAAGUCCCAGGAGAAAACAGAAGAAGCCAUCAUGCUGCUGAAGGAAUCCAUUAAGUAUGGUCCAGAUUUUGCUGAUGCCUACUCGAGCUUGGCUUCUCUCCUGGCUGAGCAGGAAAGAUUUAAGGAAGCUGAGGACAUCUACCAGGCUGGAAUAAAGAACUGUCCAGACAGCUCAGAUUUACACAACAACUACGCAGUUUUCUUAGUUGACUCUGGCUCUCCAGAGAAGGCCGUGGCUCACUACCAGCAGGCCAUCCAGCUCAGCCCAAGCCAUCACGUGGCUGUGGUGAAUCUGGGCCGACUCUACAGGUCCUUGGGAGAAAACAGCAUGGCAGAAGAGUGGUACAAACGUGCCCUGAAGGUGGCCCGCACGGCUGAGGUCCUGUCACCUUUGGGAGCACUCUAUUACAACACUGGCCGACACAAGGAGGCUUUGGAAGUGUACCGGGAAGCUGUCUCACUCCAGCCUUCCCAGAGGGAUCUCCGCCUGGCACUGGCACAGGUUUUAGCAGUGAUGGGUCAGACCAAAGAAGCUGAAAAGAUGACCAGUCACAUAGUGUCCGAGGAACCCAGAUGCCUGGAAUGCUACCGCCUCCUAUCAGCAAUCUACAGCAAGCAGGAGCACCAUGAGAAGGCGCUCGAGGCUAUAGACAGGGCUCUUCAGCUGAAGCCCAGGGACCCAAAAGUCAUAUCUGAACUUUUCUUCACAAAAGGAAACCAGCUGAGAGAGCAGAACCUUCUGGAUAAAGCUUUUGAGAGCUAUGAGGCUGCUGUGACCCUGGAUCCUGACCAGGCACAGGCGUGGAUGAACAUGGGUGGCAUCCGGCACAUCCAGGGAAGCUAUGUGUCUGCAAGGGCCUAUUACGAGAGAGCCCUGAGGCUGGUUCCAGACAGCAAGCUGCUGAAGGAAAAUCUAGCCAAGCUGGAUCGCCUGGAGAGAAGGUUACAAGAAGUCCGAGAAAGGGAUCAAACAUAGCUCCGAGGACACAGUCACGUGGGACUCAGCAGGCUGGAAGAGGACAGAGUGAGGGCGGUCUUGCUUACACACAGCAGACUCUGCCAGCCAGGCAGUCCCCUCCUGGUGGGUGGCACAGCGAGACAGCUGCUGGGGACUGUGCUGAGUUGUUUCCAUGAAGGGACAAACAGCCAAGAUGAGCAGGCCACCUGUAGGGAAGGGAAAUAGCCUGUUACAGGUUCCUCUGUGUCAGUCCCUGGUCCCAGGAUGCAGACACUGAACUCCAUUCUUACUAUAGCCCAGAAACACAGAAGCUUGGAGUUCUGUAGAGGAGACAGCUGUUCAUAAGGAAGGAUGUGUCCUCUGAAGUCAGCUCUUGGGAAAGUCUACUUGUGGAAGUUCUAAUUCAUUCUCAAGAAUCCGGAAUGGGUGGUGAAGAGCAUUGGUAGAGUCUUGUGGAUGUCAUAGGAACAGGGCACUUGAUCGCUGGGCUUGGUCUAACAACUCCCAAGAGUAUCACUAAGGACCUUUGGAGAAGUACAUUAAAUUCCACUCUGAUAUAUGCUUUUCCAGUGCCUAAAACAUGAGGGGAUCUUCUAGAAUGGUAUGUGGGUAUCUUUAUUUCUACAGGAAAAAUCUCCCUGAGCAGUAAAAAAGAGCUGAGCAUCCUUGAUUCUUUAUGAAAAUGUUUGAAUUGUAUUCCAGAUUGUACUAGAGUUGUGUCUCCACGCUGAAACUUCUCAGUGCAUUAACCAGGAGACUCCUACUCUGAAAUAUGCUGCUCAGGUGAGGAGCGGCAGGGUGCACUCUGCAUGGAAGUGUUAAGGGAUCAGUCCAGAGAAGUGCUCUCCUUUAUUCUGGUAAGGUCAAGAUGUCGUAAGAUUUAUUAUUUUUGAAACAUUGAGGAACCUUUACAUUGUGUUACAGAAUUCCUCACAGAUUGAGUUAAGGGAAGAAAGCUCUAUUUAUUGACUUUUGAGUUUUAGUAGGAAUUCUGUACUUAAAAGACAAGUGACCAAAAGCAGACCGUCUGCUGAGUAAGUUUGCAGACUCCAUGGAGAAUGCUCUAAAACUCUCGGGUAAAGUCUAAAUUCAUAAUUUUUUAAAAAUAUAUUUAUAUUUAAAAAUGAGGAAGGCAAAGUUGAAAUCAUAAUUUGACAUUAUUUUUAGUGUUAUUUAUUGUAUAACUUAUAAAAUAUUUAAUAUAUAUCCACAUGUCUUGUUUUUUUUCUCUGUACAUAGUCAUUUUGAUAGCAGCUCUCAAAACCAAUCAUAUGAAAACUGCAAAAUAAGAAAGCUUUAACAGUCUCCCCAAAUAAUACUGGUUAUUUGCCACUUAAAGCUAAUGGAAUUAGGGGUAGCUCAGUGUCUGGGUAGUCAGUGAAGGAGCUGGAGUACCUGCUUCCUACUGGUACUUAUCAGUGGAAACAGAGACACAGGAAAUGCAGGUCCUGAUGCUGAGCCAGCUGUCGGACACACACGACAGCUGGAAAGCAAAGCGUCCACCUGCACAGCCAGAGGGAAAGCCCCCCUGCUUCUUGCAACCCAGCAUCAGGAUGCAGUGCCUCUGUAUGCUAUUUUCCUGCAAGUUGAAAUAAAUGGCUGAAAACUUAUUUGAAAAGACAUGCUGAAGCCAGGUGGUGGUGGCGCACGCCUUUAAUCCCACCACUUUGGAGGUAGAGGCAGGCUGAUCUCAAUGAGUUCAAGGCCAGCCUGAUCUACAGAGUGAGUUCCAGGACAGCCAGGGCUACACAGAGACCCCACCCCCCAAAAAGGGCAUUUGACCCAGUGCACACCUGCUUUUGGGGGCCAGUAUUUGUCACUGUCACCUGAUGUAUGUAAUUGUCUGUCAGUGUUACAUAUCAUAAAUUGAUCCAGAAUCUUAUUUUCUUCUUCCAUCUAAGACAUCUUUAGUACCAAGGUAAAAACUUUGUACUAUAAGUGUUUAUUAUAAAGUAAUUCCAAGCCCCUAAUUUGGAAAGCAGGGGUCCUUGGUCACAUCUUAGUACCACUUUGUAGAAUAGUAUUUACCAAAAUGGGUGCAUUAAAAACUAAUGGGACAGAUUGAAUUUCAAAGUUUGACAUAAUUCUGCCUUAUGUAAAGUGCUACAGAAGGUCUCCAUGUAAACUUGUUGGAAUAAUUAAAAAGGUAUUUACAACAUAGACGUUUCUAAGGAGAAAAGGCCACAUGGCGUCUAGAGACUGCUGCAUGGGGCCUCUCCUUUCUCAUUUGUCUGCCCACUCUGACAUCUCCCUGAGCAGUAAAAAUAAGCACUGUUUAAAAAGAGAAACAAAGUCAGCGUGCUUUUUGGCUCGGAUAUUGAAUGAGCCAAUGAGAGAGUUUCCAUGGUAGAUAUGUUGCCUGGGAGAAAAAUCAAUUACGAAGUGUGUUUUCAAAGCUGUUGAGUGUAUCUUGUAACAUGCUGUUUGGUUCUUGUGACGUGGACUAAUCCGUGGGAGUCAUCCUUAUUACAGUAGAAACAGAGAGAUCCUGGAUGUAAAAAUGCAUCUGAUUUGUCAUUAGCAGGCUUGUGCUUCAUGAGUGACUGGAGAGCUGUUUCUGAAAUCUAGGAGUAGAGCUAGCUUUGUGCACGAAAAUACUCUGCUGGCAAUUCUAACAUUGUCAUUGUCCUCAUCAUUGGUACUUAGAAUUGGACCCAGGACCUUGUACAUACCAGGAAGCACUCUCUCCCACUGAGCUCUAUUCUCAGCUAAAAUUAUUCUUAGGGUUUUGUUUUGUUUUAUUUUUUACAAGAGUCUAGUGUGUGUCUCAGAAUUCUGUAACAUGCCGUGGGUAGUAAGGAGGAGACAAAGAAUGAAUCAGGAAUUGCUUUGCCUGGGCUGAGCCCCCAGCAUGGAGUUUCUGGGGUUCUUUCCUCUGUUACACAUAGAGCCCUUCACAUCCCUGGAGCCCCUCCCCCACCAUUCGCUGUCAGGCCUGCCCAUCAUCGUCCCUAGACCAGUGCUUGUCAUGAAAUCCACCCGGUGGCAGUCCAUUCAUGUGCCCUUUGACAUAGUAGCUGCGGGAAUGGCUUUGGUGGCUUACUUCAAAUUUGGGGAUUAUUUAGUAAGGAUUUUUCAAAAAUGAUUCCGAUGUUUCAGGUUAUUAAUGUCCUUUAUAAAACCUGAUUUGGUGGUGGAACUCAGGGGGGAAGUGCUCUUUGAGGGGCUGGGGCCCUUGUUUGCUUUUGUGGUUCUGGCCUAGAACUCCAUGUGCCAGGCAAGCCCUCCCUCUGUCACUUGCUACCAGAGACAUCUCAGCCCCAGACAAAGCAAAGAGGUUUCUGGUCUUCAUCAGUAUGCAGGUUCUCUUCUGAAGUCUGCAGCAGAAUUUCAGAGGCCCUUUUCAGCUUUCAGCCAAGACUAAAUAAAAAAUUCCAAGCCGCACUGUAGAAUCCAACCUAAGGUGACUGAACCGAGGGAGAAAAGAAAGCAAAUGUCCCGUAUCUUGUGAUUGUUAGCAGAGAGUCUACAUCCUUCCGAUCACAAAGAGCAGGGGCCGGAGGGAGGCCUUCCCUCCUGUACAGGGCUCUCAGCACUGGCUGCCCUUAGAGAACAGCUAGGACUCCUCCAAACUCCCUAAGAUGAGCUUUCUGGUGCCAGCAAAGUCCUGCAGGGAUGACUGCUUUGAACAAGGCUCUCCACCAAGGAGAAGUGGCUAUUAUCAUGAAAUUUUUAUUUCUAGCUACUGGACUAAAAUGAGCCAAAGAAUUCUAAAGGCUGAGUCAUUGCCCCAUGGGUUGGUCAAGGCCAUUAUUCCUAGACUGACCAGCAGGUGGCUGAGUAGGGUGGCUUUAUGCUUGUGGUAACUGGACUACAAUUUGUCCUUCUAUUUAGAAAAUGCUUGGGUGUCAAAUAGAGAGGCACCACCUUGCCAUUUGCACACACCAGGCAAGAUGCCAAGGAUAAGAAAUAAACAAAAAACCUGAUAUCUUUUUACUCUUAGAAGGUAUCCAUGGCACAGUUUGUCUCUUUCUGCCUGGCACACAGACACUGGGGCUUUGUUAUUUAGUUCUUGAUUGCACUUACUAAAACCUGUUUUUGAUGAGCUGAAUGUAGUGGUGCACACCUUUAGUCCCAGCACUUGGGAAGCAGAGACAGGCAGAUCUUUGAGUUUGAGACCAGCCUAGUCUACAACAAAGCAAAUUCUAGGAUAGCCAAGGCUACACAGAGAGACCCUGUCUCAAAAAACCAAACCAAACAAACAAAAAAGCCCUCCUUUAAAAAAAAAAAAAAAAAGAAUCAUGGGCAAAACUGCCUGCUCUUGUCUGUGGUGGAUCCACCCAAGGGAAUACUAAACCUUUAGAUUAGUACUGACACCGAGAGCAUGUAGCUAUGGUAGAGGUAGGCUGUUUCUCUUUCUUGUUUUCAAAUCACACUUUUGAUUGUAGGCUGGCAUCAUCCAAAUACAGCAAAACCCAAGUAUCUAAAUGCCAUCCAUUUACAUUUAAAAAAUGUAAUGGCUGUCAAACCUUUCUUUCAGACUGCAGCUGUAUAAGCUAAGACUUUAGAAAACCAAAAACCAGUAUUGGAAAUAUUACAGUUCUUACCAUUGUUCUCAGUUUUCAUUGCAAAGCAUGUUGUAUAGUUCUGAAAACACUUCUAAUAUUUUUUGUUUCUGUGAGUUCUUUGUUCUGAGAUAGGAGAUAAAGUAACCAUAGUACAAAACAUGGCUUCAUAUUAGAGUGGGACCACAGGAUGGAUAAAAUAUCUGGAGCCAUCAAUUCGUUCAUAUUAAAAUAGUCAAUGUUCAUCACCAGGGCUCUUCCGAUUAAAACCAUCAGGGCAUGUAACUUAAAACAAAACAAAACAAAACAAAAACCUAGCACCUCAUAAUACACAGCCCUGGUCUGAGUGAAAACAUGGGUUGCCAGUCAUUCCUAACUGGAAAUGUCUGCAUGCAGAGGUCCGGGAUAUCACCUCCUUGUCAGGGGCAACUGUUUGUAUUUGUAGUGAGUCUGGAAGUUCCUGCUGUGCAUAUCCUUUAGCUGCUGGCCCGCCCAUUGUGGGGACACACUAGUUCAAGAUUAGUGCUUCCGAGUUCUAAUUCUAGUGUCACUCUAAGGAGUUACCUCACAAGGGCAGGUUAGUCCGAGUCUCAGUGGAGUUUGUCACCCAUGAAGCACUGCCCUGUCCAGUGUUUCCAGGAAUACCAUGAGCCUCCAAAAUGCAUUAAAAGGCACCAUUUAUCUGUGAAGAAAAUGAUCUUAUUCCUGACUGUUCUUACUAACAACCACAAGGAAACAUGCAGACCAACAACCUUGGGGAGACUAGGCUGCCUAAGUGUGUUAACAUGGUAGAAGUAACUCUUACUUUACAGUCGUGCUUAAAGUCCUUAUGGUGACCCUGUCAGUUUCCUGGGAGAAAAGAUAAUGUCUUCUCCUAGGGAACUGAGGUGUCUGUGGGAGCCAGGGGUAUGUGGAAGUUGCUGUGUUUGCUGUCAGGACUUUGUCCUUUGUUCCUACUGCUCAACGUUCCUGUUUUGGUUAUAUAUAAAUGUACACCUGUGUUAUUUUUGCUAUGCUGCUUAAAAUAUUUCUCUGUUUAAGUCUGACUGUAUACUUUGCCUAAGUCUUUCAAAAAUAAAAUUUAUGUAAAUGUCUAUUUUAUAUAAAACAUGGUACAAUAAGAAUUC